UGUCGGACACGACGUACAACGAUACGACCCGGAUUUCGCGCACAACCUUCGACACGAAAUAUUAAAUGGGAAACUUUUACUUUCGCGCAAGACAAUAAAACUGAUAACGCUUCUGUGUUUUUGUGUGUGAGUGUUAGUGCAUAGAGUAAGCUAUGGUGAGGGAUUAGUAUUUUUAUGGCCAAAGGAGACAAUUUUGCAAAAUGUUUUUGUGUGUAUGUCUCGUUAUUUGGAGCGCUGCCUUCGUACCGGCUCAGGCCCAAGGUGAUAGGCGAUGUGGUCACCCUGCAGUGCCCCCAAAUGCAAGAGUCUCACUAUCAAGUGACACAGAUAUAGUGCCGGGUACAGUUGCUAAAUAUGAGUGCGACGAAGGGUACGAAUUGUUCGGAGCUCAGCAAAGGGAGUGUACACUGAGAGGAGACUGGACCGCGGAACCCCCAUUUUGUGGGACAAACGUUGCCUUCAGAAAGCCUGCAAACCAGUCGACAACAGUACGUGGAGGUGGUGCUGGUAACGGCAACGAUGGCGAGAAGACCACGGAGCAUGAUGGCAAGAGAUGUACAGAAACUCAACGCGAGGCGUCUCCGUGGUGGCAGGUCGACUUGUUGAGACACUACGCUGUAAAAGUUGUUAGAGUUACAACGAGAGGAUGCUGCGGACACCAACCACUUCAGGACUUGGAGAUUCGAGUUGGCAACAGUAGUUCAGACUUGCAGCGGAAUCCCCUUUGUGCUUGGUUCCCGGGCACUAUCGAUGAGGGUGUUACCAAGACAUUCACCUGUGCUCGACCUUUGAUUGGUCAGUUUGUAUUUCUGCAACUAGUCGGUGUGGAAGGAUCAUUAUCGCUGUGCGAAGUCGAGGUCUUUACAACUGAAGAAUUCUCUAACGACCGGUGUGCACCUGCCGGGGCAUCGGCUGAUAUCGAGCUAGCAGCUUUUUCAAGAAACUGCUAUGAGUUUAAUGUAGCUAAAGGGGCUUCGUUUCAUGAUGCAAGAAAACAAUGCCAAGCGCAUGGAGGAGACUUGAUACACGGCUUUCAGGGCGCUACUUCAAGCUACUUAUUACAAGAGCUAGAACGAAGAAAAUCGCAACUAAAGACUCAGCUAGUCUGGAUCGGGGCUCAAAAGGAACCUGGUCUUACUUCCAGGACAUGGAGAUGGAUUGAUGGUGAAACAGUUUUAAAGCCGACGUGGGGUAAAGACCAGCCAAACAACUACAACGGGGAGCAGAACUGUGUGGUGCUGGACGGAGGGCGCGCGUGGCUCUGGAACGAUGUGGGCUGCAACCUGGAUUACCUCCACUGGAUCUGCCAGUACCUGCCGCCUUCUUGUGGGAGUCCUGAUAAACUUUUGAACACAACAAUUGAAGGAAACAACUAUAAUGUCGGAUCAUCUAUAGCGUACAGAUGUCCUGAAGGACACAUGUUGAUUGGUGAUAAAACGAGAGAAUGCAAAAAGGAUGGUUUUUGGUCCGGAGCUCCACCGAGCUGUAAAUAUGUAAAUUGCGGUGGAUUGGCUUCGAUCCAGGAUGGUGAAGUUAGUUUAGUGGACGGAAGGACCACACAUGGAGCAAAGGCUUUAUACUCAUGUCGCGAAAACCACACUCUUGUUGGCGAACCAGAGAGGCAGUGUGGUGACCAAGGUGUCUGGGAUGGUGAAGCUCCUAAGUGCCUUUUCGACUGGUGUCCAGAACCACCUCCUGUAUCAGGAGCUAUAGUCUCGGUUAAUGGACAUAAGGCUGGCUCACUCGCUGUAUACAGCUGCCAAAAUGGAUUCAUACUCUUUGGACAAGCGAGCGUAAGCUGUCAACUUGGUGGGAUUUGGUCGGGAACGCCACCGUCUUGUAAAUAUGUGGACUGUGGAACGCCAGCACAAAUCUACAAAGGCUCUUUCAGCUUACUGAAUGGUACAACAACCUAUGGCUCCAUAGCUCAGUUCAGUUGCGACCAAGACUACUGGUUGUCGGGCGCAGAAGUACUAACCUGCAAUAGAGAUGGAAAAUGGUCGCAUGAUACACCUUCCUGUGAACUAAUAUCUUGUUCAGAUCCUGAAGUUCCAGCAGGUGGUUACAUGGAAGCUUACGAUUACAAUAUUCACUCAACAAUCGACUUCCACUGCGAAAAGGGGCACAAGUUAGUUGGUGAAUCUAGCUUAACUUGUCAGCAAGAUGGCGAAUGGUCUGGGGAAUCACCCAAGUGUGAAUAUGUGGAUUGUGGAAAGCUACCAGCACUUCCAUAUGGUACAGCAGAGCUCAUUAAUGGCACAACACACCUGGGAAGUGUGAUCCAAUACUCUUGUACAACCAACUACCGGCUUGUGGGGCCCGUGAGACGAAUGUGCACAGAUAGUUAUCAAUGGACUGAUAACGCACCAAGAUGUGAAGAAAUACGUUGCCCCGAGCCAAUUGUAACAGAGAACGGUAUUGUAUCUGUCACCGGUAAUGAUCGAAUGCACGGCCGGACUCUCAUUCGCACCGCAACGACGACAAACAAUGGCUACACGUAUCGCAUCGGAGCGCUUGUGAAGUAUCGCUGCGAAAGAGGCUACAAAGUCAUCGGAGAGAGCCUCUCAACCUGUGAAGAUAAUGGUCAAUGGAGUGGCAUGACUCCACGUUGCCAAUAUGUAGACUGCGGUAAUCCAGAUCGUCUACAUAACGGUAAAGUGACACUUGCUACCAACGCGACUUACUACGGCGCUGCUGCUCUCUACGAAUGCGACGAGCACUGGCAACUGGAUGGAGUUUCGAGAAGACUUUGUCAAGACAACGGAACUUGGAGUUCUGAAGCACCUGUGUGUAAAGAAAUCACUUGCAACGAUCCAUCGAUUCAAAUAAAGGGAAGUGCAGGACUACUUGUGGUGACUUCGACGCUGAGUAUUCGCGGUGAGGCCCAUUAUCGAUGUGAGAGAGGGUACAGCUUGAAGGGCAACCAGACUCGCACUUGCCUACCAAAGGGACAAUGGAGCGGAACACCACCUGCUUGCAUCCCAAUUGAUUGCAAGUCACCAGGCACGAUGGAGAAUGGCCGCAUCAUUAUCUCAAACAGUUCGACGCUAUUUGGAAGUUCUAUUGAAUACCACUGUCUACCCCAGUAUCAGAGAGUUGGUCCAUUUUUGCGUAAAUGUUUAGACGACGGCAAAUGGUCGGGAGAAGAACCGAAAUGCGAGUUAGCAAAGAAUGAGGCCGCUGAAAAUGGAGCGCUACCAUUGAGCGUUGGUGUUGGAUGUGGAGUAGUAUUAUUCCUACUGAUGUUGCUGGGAGUUGUGUAUUUACGACUGCGGAAAGCAACUCCGGUAAAAAAUACGGAAAACAUUGAAGGAGCAGAGAGGAAGGAAGAUCAAAACGCAGCUGUAAUGAGCUAUGCGACGUUACACGAUACAAACGGUAGACAUAUAUACGACCAUGUUACCGAUAAUCUUUACGACUCACCCUACAGCGAGAGUCACGCGGAAAAUACUGCUUAUGGAAGAAGAAGUGACACUGAUUCCGCAUAUGAACCCGAACCAACGGGACCCAGUGCGGUUGUCACUAUAAAUGGCGUUGCUGUUCGUUAAAUUACGAUUUAUUAAAAAAAAAAUGCAACAAAAUGUUGUAAUUUGUUUAACAAGUGAUUAUUUAAGGCCGAGUGUUUGUAUUCUUUAAGAAAAAAGUCCAACAACAAAUAGUAUAUAUUCACAUUCGAUGAAAAUGUUGUAAAAUUUUAGAAGCAUUUCUGCUUGAGAUUUUAGGCAGUUGGUAUGCUAUAUAUGUUGCAUGAUGACCAAUAUUAUAUAAUUAAAACAUGUCUUUGUCACAGUCUUUUCUCUGUGGGGAGUAAUAAAUCCAUGUUAUCACUAUUAUUAGGUAGAGAUCUUACUGCAACGCAUUUCUGUAUAAUUCAAGAAAACAACAAAUCGAGUGGCCAUGUGUUUACUAUAGACAAAUAAUGAAAGUCCUCACUGAUCUUUGGGCAAAGACCAUACUCUAAUUUUAAAGGCUGGCAACUAUUUAGACCUCUUGUACUGCAGAUAUCUUAUAGCGGUAGUUUUCACUUGCCAUCACUUGAGCAACUUGCCCGUUUACUGAUUUUAUUUUUAAAAAUGGGCUGAGUUUUGGGUUUGCGACCGUUAUUAUCUCCCUCUAGAACUGUUAUUACACCUUGCCAUGCAUUGUCUUUAUCUAUGUAUCGCAAAAAGUUUUAAUCGCACAGCUGCUUUCUGUUUCUGGAGAGGGAUCUAUUAGAAUCAAGUACGUACAUUUACUAUUGCUAUUCUUUGUUGCAACUAUACAUUGAAUUAAUAAUUUCACUCAGGUACCUUUCCAAUUGUUACCACAUCAUCGGUACUAAGUGUUCAAAAGAAAGUAGUUUUAAUAAUAGUAUUAGUUGUUAAUAUUGUCUAAUUGAUUUGCGAUCUUAUAGAAUAACCAACACUUACUAGGUAUUUAACCAAAGAUGUAAAAAGAGUUGGAAUUUGUAAAAAUACGUAAUGAUUGUAUGAUUUAGUUAAUUUUGAAACAAAAAUUCAUGCAUUGUUGUCAAUAAAAUAAUGUCUUUUUUAAUUUAACAUCAAUUGUAUUUAAAUACGUUUGUAAAUAAAAAAAUAUUAUACGAAUUGUUUUAUACAACGACAAAAAUUUUCAAUAAACUGGCCCGGUUUGAUUGAUCUUGCCAAAAUAAGAUAGAUCACAACACUAAUAUUUUUCGUAUUAAUAUUGUAUGUUAAUAACUAAAGUACUUGUAACAACUAAAUACUUCUUAACUGCAAUAAUAUUACGAACUUAUUUACCUUUUAAAUGAAUGGUUGAAAUAUACUUUGGUAAAUACAAGAAAUAGAUAGAUUCAAAAGAACUUAGUUAUUCAUAAUUAUCGAUUUUGCCUAAUGGCAGAUAUUACCAGGCAGAGUUAUUUGAUCAUCUCUUAACAUAUAACUUAUGUUAAACAAUAUGUAGGAAUAAGUUAGUUGUAUAAUAUUAGAAAAAAAUAUUGUUUUCUACGUAACAGUAAUUAUGAGAGGAUCCGGAAGCCAACAUUUCAAAAUUGUUGCAUUUUGUCAAUGAUGGUCCCAAAAGCGAUUUUGUAUUGUGGUUUUAAUUAUUGUAAUGCUUAGAUUUAUACGUCUAGAAUCUAGUUAGAGUCUCUUGCAGUUAGACAACCGACAAAAACAGGCCAGGAAUAUAAGUUUAGUGUGCGUGACAACUACGUCUUACAAUUGCGAUUUGUAUGACACUUUGUGUUAGUGUUUUUCAUUUUUUUCGGCGUUUUCAAUUCUGUCAUAGUCUAUCUAGACGUAUAAAUGUUCUAAGUUAUAAUGCAACAAUCAUUUAAUAUCAAGACAUGAUGGAUUAAAAAUAGAGACAUAAACAUGCAGAGAUUUGAAAAGCAACAGUAGAAUUCUUAUCGAAAGAUCCUAUUAGAGUAAUAUAAUUUUUUUACGUUUUGAUAAGUUAAAUUUUGUUUUCGUAUCAAGCCUUAAUUUCAGCUAAUAUUAAUUCUACAAUUAUAAACAUAAGUCUAAAGCAAACGUUUCUAGCGGUCUUUUUAAAUAAAACGGAAAUUGUGUUUCGCGGUACGUCUUUGUGUACAAAAAUAAUUCUGUUAUUACCGCAUAAGUGUAAGUUGAAAUAAAAACCUUUUGUACGUUUGUAUUUCCUAGUGAGUCUAAGCCUUAAAUUGAAAUUUAUAUUUUAUUGUUAUAAUAUAUGAGAAAAAUUUGUAUGUAUUUAUUUUUGUACAUUUAUAAGUUUCGCUAGAUUUAUCCUAGAUUUGAUGCCAAAAUAAGUAUUGUUGCUUUUUCUAGGUUUUACGAACCUAAUAUAAUUUUUAAAUUUAGCAUAUGUAUGUAUGUAAUACGGCACUUUAUAACGAUAUAACAUAUUUUAGUAAUAAGACAAAUUGAAAUUUUUAGGAUAAUAUCUUUAAGAUUAAGAUUUAGUUAAGUAACUGUUUUAUAUUGUGUACGUCUUUUUUAAAUGGUUGGUAUUUAUGGAAUGUAAAUAGAUGUCGUGAAACGCCAUACAUAACUUUCAGUUUUGUAUGCCAAUAAAGUAUGCCUAUUUU
Leptidea sinapis is the source of this 6031-nucleotide messenger RNA. It is a transcript of the gene fw, whose product is annotated as sushi, von Willebrand factor type A, EGF and pentraxin domain-containing protein 1. The transcript is spliced from 18 exons. Lineage: Eukaryota; Metazoa; Arthropoda; Insecta; Lepidoptera; Pieridae. The record is from RefSeq and is a predicted model, not a curated record. The coding region runs from base 201 to 3548 and encodes 1115 amino acids.